This is a messenger RNA of Sycon ciliatum, 2240 nucleotides long. Its product is annotated as E3 ubiquitin-protein ligase DTX3L-like. Gene Ontology annotation, molecular function: ubiquitin protein ligase activity. The transcript is spliced from 4 exons. Gene Ontology annotation, biological process: protein ubiquitination; Notch signaling pathway. Gene Ontology annotation, cellular component: nucleoplasm. The record is from RefSeq and is a predicted model, not a curated record. NCBI's taxonomy places the organism in Eukaryota, Metazoa, Porifera, Calcarea, Leucosolenida, Sycettidae. Bases 317 to 1939 code for a protein of 540 amino acids.
GGCUGUGGUAACCGUGUUGUAAUAGUCUGUAGAUUCUAUGCGUGGGUGUUCAUAAUCAUCUGUGAAAUAAUUUCAAGUAAAGAGCUUACAAUUAAUUGUAGACUUCGUUCGUUAUUCUAUCGUAGUGCUCCUCCAGCAAAUGGCCGGAACGAUUCACCGUUUCAGGUACUGCCACUGCCAGUAAUAACGCUCAUCACCAGAUCACUGACAUCAGUCAUCUAGAACACAACGGGUGGAAGGUCGCUUCGACGCGCAUGAUUUUGCCGAAGUAUCUAUCGACUACGGUUGAAGUAUCCUGUGGGCAGGCCGGACCAGAAUGCAGAAAGCGGAAAUCGUCCUUGGUCCAUCGGAGAUGGAUACAGUACCCUCGCCAGCCGUGGCCGGAGUGUUUGUCAGUGGAUUCAGCAAGCUGGAGCUGGUGGCUCCUGUAACUGUAAGGCCACGGCUCGUAACGCUACUCAUUGAAGAUGUCUUGAAAAUGCACAUGCCGACGGAUGCGUAUAGCAUUGAGUUCAUACGGCCGGGCAUGGCCAAAGUAAUUCUGAAAGGAUUAACCGUGAGCGUGGAUGAAUUGUUACCGAACUUGAACAAGACUGCUGGACAACUUCCACUUCCGAGGUCGGAUAUAACUGGCCACCUACACUUCUCAGCUGAUGACUCUAAGGUAGCGGAUGGGUCAGCGGAAUUCUAUGAACGAGAAGGCAGUGGUAUUCGUGAUGGUGAUGCUGGUGCUGAAACAACUACUGGAAAUGGACAGACAGAUGUGCAACAAUACGCUAGAGAGCUGCCAGUUUUCCAAGGAUGUAUCAGUGAUAUAAGCAUGGAGCUACUAUAUUACAUGUGGUGGCAGUUUGAAGUUGCCGGCAGAGCACAACGGGCAGGCUGUAUAGCUGGACUGCGAGAUGAGGUGCCGGCAAGGCUUGAAGUCUCGUCUACCAACGAGCAGGCGUUCGUACGGUUCAUGGAUGAACUACGAGGCCAGCAUGACACUGUUUGGAGUCAUCACCAAACCUUCCUCCACGUGCCCAUGCAAAUGAGUGCAGUUGCGCAGGAACGACUGGUCAAGUUGGCGAGAAACCAAAGCAAUUUCUCCCACUUAACAAUUUACAUUGCCCGGCAGAACAUCACAAUUCUGGGCAGGACAAGUAAAGUUCGGCAAGCUUGCCGGCUGUUUAUGGAGCAAAGCAUGAGCUUAUUUGGAACCAUGAAUGGUAUUCAGGAACAAAGCCAGAGUACUCACGAGGAGGAGCGCAAUAGUCAGCCGCAACAUGGGACCAAUGGGUCAGUAACUGCCAGUGGACCAAGUGUCACUGGCUUGGAAGAGAACACAGAGAGUCCUACGGUGAUGUCAUCUGCGGAUCACCACUCAUUGUCCUGUACCAGUGAAGUAGACAACAGGUGUCCCGUCUGCUACGACUCUGGAGAGGACGUCGUGCACCUGGACUGCUCUCACGUCAUCUGCUCUGAUUGCCUGGCAGAAAUGCGAAGUAGGCGACAGUCAAAGUGCCCCAUCUGCUCCGUCGCCUUUGACAAGAUCCUUGGCGAUCAGCCUGACAAUGCCACAAUGGAGCACUCUGUCAUCUCGACAGCUCUGCCUGGCCAUGCGGGUCAUGGAACAAUCGUGAUCACGUACGUGAUUCCUGGAGGUUACCAGAAAUCGUAUCAUCGGAAUCCUGGUCAACGCUACCACGGUGACACGAGAGUAGCUUUCUUGCCAGACUCCAAGCAGGGUCGUAACAUGUUUCGCCUGCUUUGCAAAGCGUUUGAGGCGAAACUAACUUUCACGAUUGGAUUCUCCGUUACUCGCAAUGUUGACAAUGUUGUGACCUGGAACGACAUACAUCACAAGACAAGCAUGCACCCCGGACCAUUUGGAUAUCCUGACCCCGGCUAUCUGGGUCGUCUUGAGGAAGAGCUUGCAGCUAAGGGCAUCAAGUAGGCCAGCACUAUGAACAGUAUGGAUGGAGAUGCAUUUGGAAAAAUAUUAUCAAUUUUCACUGAAAGGAUUCUACCGGUGUUGACAUACUGAACAAAGUAGAAGAGUGUAAUGCCAACGUAUUGAAAUCCUUAUCUCUUUCCAUCAUUUCUCCACCGUUAUCUUUCUGCUUGAAGCACAAUUUUCUUGACUGUUUCAGGACACAACCACACAUGAAGCUACAUUCGUUGCUGUUGUUUUUCUUCUUUUUGUAGCAAAACUUGUGUUUUUGGCACCCUGCAGACACAUUCUGUUUGUAGCAUUA